GAUCCGGCCGUCAGAAUGACGAAUUUAUGUGUUUACGUUGGAUUACUGCUGUCCCUGGUGGUGGCGUCCGGUCUGGCGCAUCUAAAUCUGUUCCUCAACGUGGUCGAGACGCAGCGAUUACUCGGUCUGCCAGCUGAAAUCUACUACGUCCGCGAGGGGCAAGUGAACGAGUAUGCGCUCCAUUUCACCGUCCCGGUGCCGGCGGACGUCGAGGAGAUAUCUUUCACCUGGCAAAGCCUCGCCAAGAAGGCGCUCCCGUACCGGAUCAAGAUCGUGUCGCCCGAUUCGAUUGCGCUGCCGAAACCGUCGAUGAACAUUUCCUGGCAGGGCGAGGUGCCGGAGCACAUCGAAACGUUCGCCAUUUGGCUGCGGUGCAGUGGCCGCGAGUCGGCUGAGCUGGACGUGACCAUCACCGUCGAGGUGACGCUCGAUCGGCUGACCGGCAACGUGACGGAGCUGCUGUUUCGGCGGAAGAAAAUUUGUCUCAUGAGAUUGUGUUUGGUCCGUUUCAGCGAACAUCCGGACGUCAACCAGCCGGAUCCGUACCUGCUAGAGAAUGCCUCGAACGGCCAGAACGGGCUGAUCACACUGAUCAUCGGUGGCAUCCUGGCGAUCGUCUUCGUGGCCAUCAUCAUCAUGAUCGCGUACUGUGCACGGGGAUCGUUCAACCGGAAGCCCCACCACGCGCAGCCGAUCCGGACGUCGAGCUUUCAGCGCCUACAAACCCAUGCACCUUCGGCCCCAUCCUCGAUCGUGUCGCCACCGUCGAUCGCACCGACGAUAGCGACCCUCUCGCGUACCCGCAUCUACGCCAACGCGGAACCGGAAGAACUGCAGCGCCGCAUCUCCGAGCUGACCGUGCAACGGUGCCGUGUACGACUGUCCAGCCUGCUGCAGGAAGGAACGUUCGGGCGCGUUUACCGUGGAAGCUACAACGACAGCCAGGAGGUGCUGGUAAAGACGGUUGGGCCACACGCUUCGCAGAUUCAGGUGUCGCUGCUGCUGCACGAGGGUAUGAGCCUUUACGGAGCCCAGCACCCGGGCAUUCUCUCCGUGCUGGGAGUCUCGAUCGAUGACCAUACCGCCCCGUUUCUACUCUACCUGGCCCCGGAGAAUACGCGCAACUUGAAGAUCUUCCUGCAGGAACCGGUAGCCCGCACGCUGACCACGAUCCAGAUCGUCAAAAUUCAGCUACAGCUGGCGCAAGCGCUCGGCCAUCUCCACAGUCACGGCGUCAUCCACAAGGACAUUGCGGCACGGAACUGCGUGAUUGACGACCAACUGCGGGUGCGUUUGGCUGACAACUCACUGUCGCGGGAUCUAUUCCCCGGCGACUACUACUGCCUCGGUGACAGCGAGAACCGUCCGAUCAAGUGGCUCGCGCUGGAAUCGAUCCAGUACAAGCAGUUCAGCGAAGCAUCGGACACGUGGGCCUUCGGUGUGCUAAUGUGGGAACUGUGCACCCUCGCCCGACAACCGUAUGCCGAGGUGGACCCGUUCGAGAUGGAACACUACCUACGCGAUGGUUACCGGUUAUCGCAGCCCAUCAACUGUCCAGAUGAGCUGUUCGCAAUAAUGGCCUACUGCUGGACGAUGCUCCCGAUGGAGCGUCCGUCGUUUGAACAGCUACAGAUCUGCCUGCAGGACUUCUAUGCGCAGCUGACGCGCUACGUCUAG
Anopheles bellator is the source of this 1677-nucleotide messenger RNA. It is a transcript of the gene dnt, whose product is annotated as tyrosine-protein kinase Dnt. Bases 16 to 1677 code for a protein of 553 amino acids. Gene Ontology annotation, cellular component: signaling receptor complex. Gene Ontology annotation, molecular function: protein kinase activity; ATP binding. The transcript is spliced from 6 exons. The record is from RefSeq and is a predicted model, not a curated record. Gene Ontology annotation, biological process: cell surface receptor protein tyrosine kinase signaling pathway; protein phosphorylation; axonogenesis. Lineage: Eukaryota; Metazoa; Arthropoda; Insecta; Diptera; Culicidae.